Xiphias gladius (swordfish) is the source of this 1941-nucleotide messenger RNA. RefSeq names its product ADP-ribosylation factor-like 4D (gene arl4d). NCBI's taxonomy places the organism in Eukaryota, Metazoa, Chordata, Actinopteri, Istiophoriformes, Xiphiidae. Gene Ontology annotation, biological process: intracellular protein transport; vesicle-mediated transport. Gene Ontology annotation, cellular component: cytoplasm. The coding region runs from base 403 to 1212 and encodes 269 amino acids. Gene Ontology annotation, molecular function: GTPase activity; GTP binding. The record is from RefSeq and is a predicted model, not a curated record. The transcript is spliced from 2 exons.
AUUUUCUCCUUUUAAUGCUUCCAAUUCUUCUGGGCUGUGUGAACUGCACGCAUUUUUAAAAAUCAUCUUAUUAGAACCGUUUAUUUUAUCUCAUAGUUAAUCCCUUAAAGUUGAUCUUGCAGGCUCUAGAAUAUCUUAAAGUUAUUUAGUUCAAUUGUAUGAAUGACAUUUUUUUAUUUUUAUUUUUAUUUUUUUAAACCGUCCAACCCAAACUAAGAUGGGUAGGUUUCGUGCAGGAGAGGAGGAAAACUAAGGGGGCUUAUUCCCAAUAGAAUCAUUUCAAAUACAGUGAAGUAAUGAAAUCAACAAUUCAGAAGCGUGACAGUACAUUCUGCCUCCAUGAAGAAUGAUGCUUUUACAGGAUGCAGGAUGAUCAUAAGUUAGUAAUAUCUUCCUGUGAACAUGCAGGGGCUGUACUCUGUCCAAAGGCAGCUGUUUGAUGGGUAUCGGGAUGUCAACAACAACCGGAUUAGUGCUGCUGCAGCAGUCCUCGUAGGCAGUUGGCAGAGUGAACCAGUGAAUGCAUAUUAUCCAUCCGCUGCAUUGAAAUCGGUCUGCCCCGCGCAAGAAAAGCCGUUCAGUAGGUGUGAAUCGCUGGCUGGAAUCAUGGGGAACCAGCUGACCGAUAUCGCUCCUAACACGCCGUUCCUGCCAAACUUCCAGUCGCUGCACGUGGUGGUUAUCGGCCUGGACUCAGCCGGCAAAACCUCUCUGCUGUACAGGCUCAAACUGAAGGAGUUUGUGAAGACGAUCCCCACCAAGGGCUUCAACACGGAGAAGAUCAAGGUGGCAGUGGGGGCGUCUCGGGCCAUAAACUUCCAGGUGUGGGAUGUGGGCGGGCAGGAGAAGCUGCGCCCGCUUUGGAAGUCUUACACCCGGCGGACGGACGGGAUGGUGUUUGUGGUGGACUCCACUGAGCUGGAGCGGAUGGAGGAGGCCAAAGUGGAGCUCCAUAAGAUCACCCGCACCUCAGAGAACCAAGGGGUCCCUGUGCUGAUCCUGGCCAACAAACAGGACCUGGACUCAGCCUUGUCUGUCAGUGAGGUGGAGAAGCUGCUUUCUGUCCAUGAACUGAGCAUGUACACGCUGCAUCACGUGCAGAGCUGCAGUGCCGUGAACGGUCAGGGACUCCAGCCGGGCCUGGAGAAACUGUACGAGAUGAUCCUGAAGAGGAAGAAGAUGGUGAAGCACAACAGGAACAGAAAGAGAUGAACUCUCGGUUCACACUGUGGACAUUACCCCAAGAGAUUUAUCCCCUAUUGAGACACUUCCAAGCUUAAUGGUCCCAUUUAAUGGGAGAGCGAUUGGUGCCAACAAAACAACAAUUACACUCGGCCUUAGGGGUCAGGAGAAAUGGAUUUGCUCAUAAUAACUGAAGCAGUAUUGACAUGUUCUUUGUUCUGCAGUCGUGCAGCUCCCCUUUGAAUACUUAGGAUAACGAUUUAAAGGAAACCUUGGUAGCAGUUAGUCUUCUCUAAGUGCUUUUCUACACUUGUUUCAAAGAAGAUUUCUAGUAAGACAUUUGCCUGUUAAGUGUAGGACUAAUAUACGAACACAUUAACAUACAUGUGGCAGGUACUUGGUGAAGAAAAAUCUAAAACAAAAUUUAAAAUGUCUUUAUAUUCUUUCACAAGCUUGCACAGAUUAUACUCCACUAAACAGCUGUUUUUGUUCCACGAUGUAUGGAUGCUUCCCAGAAUAUUUAUUCCACAUUUUUGUGUUUGUGCUAUACUGACAGACGUCUUUUGCAAAUGAUGUGAAAUGAAACAGAGUUCGUUGGUGAUGGAGGACCAAAUGAUAUUAAAUUUCUUUGCCAUGGAACGGACAUCCUAAGCGCAUUCCCUCCGUGGCCACAGAGGUUAAGUUUCAUUUACUAUAACAAUAGUGUUCAUACAAAUUGUACAUUUUUGUAACACUGAAGACUUAAUAAAUCGAACCACU